GGGCCCGGCCGUUCCCGAUACACGUGUAAUAAAGUCCCGAGUGUGCCUGCCUGACCAACACCCCCAUGUCUGUGCUUCUACCUGAACGGAGAUUGUAGCCAGGUGGGGCUCGGCCUCUUCUCCCAGGCAACUAGCGACAGAACGAGGGGACAUAGUCUUAAGCUGCGCCAGAUGAGGUUUUGGUCGGACAUUAGGAAGAAUUUCUUCACAGAAUGGGUGAUUAGACAUUGGAAUGCGCUGCCCAGGGAGGUGGUGGAGUCACCGUCCCUUGAGGUGUUUAAGGAAGACUGGGCAUGGUAUCUAGUGCCAUGGCACGGUUGACGGGGUGGUCAGUCACAGGUUGAACGCCAUGAUCUCAGAGGUCUUUUCCAAUGUAAUUGAUUCUCUGAUUCUGACGAAAACUCGCUCGUAACCGUGCGGGCAGCAGUCCGGCCGCUCUCCCCCUGCGCUGACCUGCCAGGUGCCGCGGUUGUCACCGCUCUAGCCCUUGGCCGAGACAGGGGAAAGGCACUGCCCCCCGCAAGACUCCGAGCCGCUGCAGCCCCGCCUGUGCCGGGCCGCGGUCGGUACCGUGGGGAGGCGGGAGCUGCGCCCGGCCGCUGCCCGGGCAACGGGACCCGGCGGCUGCUCCUCCCUCGGCCAACGCAGGCGGGCGGGAGGCGCCUCCGCUCUGCGCCUGCUCGCGUCGCCGCCCGCCCCGGCACCGGCACCGCAGCAUCCCGGACGUGCCUCUGCCGCUCUCGGCCCCGGGGCUGCUUCGCCGGGGGCUCGCCCUGUGCAGGGCCCUACCGGGACCCCAUCGGCGCGGCCUCUGCGAGAGACACCGCUCGCCGACAGCCAUGGACGGGGACAGGGUGGACAUAGACGGCGGGAUCAUGGAGGGGGGCGGGCAGAUCCUGCGGGUGUCCACGGCGCUGAGCUGCCUGCUGGGGCUGCCGCUGCGGGUGCGCCGGAUCCGCGCCGGGCGGAACCAGCCCGGCCUCAGGCCUCAGCAUCUGUCUGGAUUGGAGGUUGUUCGAGAUCUGUGUGAUGGGAAGCUGAAUGGUGGAGAAAUUGGCUCAACAGAAAUAACCUUCACUCCUGGGAAGAUCAAAGGUGGAACCCACAUAGCAGAUACAAAAACAGCAGGGAGCGUGUGUCUACUGAUGCAGGUAGCAAUGCCCUGUGUGCUGUUUGCUGCUUCCCCAUCAGAGCUUCAUUUAAAAGGUGGGACUAAUGCUGAGAUGGCUCCUCAGAUAGACUACACAGUCAUGGUUUUUAAGCCAAUAAUUGAAAAGUUCAACUUCACAUUUAACUGUGACAUAAAAAAGAGGGGCUACUAUCCUCAGGGAGGUGGUGAAGUUGUGGUCCGGAUGUCUCCAGUCAAAGAGUUGAGCCCGAUCAACUUAACAGAACGUGGCACAGUGACAAAGAUAUAUGGAAGAGCAUUUGUUGCUGGAGCACUGCCUAUCAAACUGGCAAAAGACAUGUCAUCAGCAGCAGUGAGAUGCAUCAGAAGAGAAAUCAGAGAUCUUUAUAUUAACAUUCAGCCUGUUCGAGAACCUGAUGAUCAAGCUGUUGGGACUGGAAGUGGAAUAAUCAUUGUUGCAGAGACUUCAACAGGUUGUUUGUUAGCUGGGUCAUCGCUUGGCAAGAGAGGAAAGAAUUCUGACAAGGUUGGCAUUGAAGCAGCUGAGAUGCUGCUUAAGAAUCUUAAACAUGGUGGAACUGUGGAUGAUUCUCUGCAAGACCAGCUGAUCAUUUUUAUGGCUCUAGCAAAGGGAGUGUCUAGAGUGAAAAGUGGACCAAUUACACUUCAUACUCAAACAGCUAUACACUUUGCAGAGCAGCUAACAAAGGCCAAAUUUACUGUGACAAAAGCAGAAGACGAAGAUCCCAGUAAUGAUACCUACAUCAUUGAGUGCCAAGGAGUGGGGAUGAUAAACCCAAACUUAUAGGGUUAAACAAAAAAGGCAGCAAGCUGACAAAGGAAACACUCAACAUACCUCAGUGAUGUAUCUGCAUCACUACAUCUCAAAGGAUGUAUAAUCUGUGUGAACAGGAGAAACCUUCUGUCACAUCAGGGUGAUUUAACUUCAAGGAUGGUGUCAAGCUUUUCCUUGGUGUGGUGAGAAUCUGUCAUGUGAAACAUAAAAACUUUACCUUUUUUUUUUUUUACUAUUAGCAGCAAAAUGAGUAACAAUAGGACAGGAAAUAGAAUAUAUUGUAUGUAUGUGAGAGCUUCACUCAUAAGCUUUGAAAACCCAGCUUCACCAAAGUAGAAAAUAACUAUUUUAGUUUUGAAAAACUACUAUCAGUAUUUCUUUCCCUUUUGAAAAAUAUAAGUUUUAUUUUCGGGAAACCUUUAUGUUAUGAGGUAUAUGGAAUGAAGUGCACCAUCAAAUCUGUAUCGCUGUUCUUCCUUAGACAUUUUGUUUAAAUUGUGUGUGAGGAAUAUUAAAGCAAUAUCACCCUAUAAAA
Pipra filicauda (Wire-tailed manakin) is the source of this 2460-nucleotide messenger RNA. It is a transcript of the gene RTCA, whose product is annotated as RNA 3'-terminal phosphate cyclase. Gene Ontology annotation, molecular function: RNA-3'-phosphate cyclase activity. Gene Ontology annotation, cellular component: nucleus. The coding region runs from base 840 to 1937 and encodes 365 amino acids. The record is from RefSeq and is a predicted model, not a curated record. Gene Ontology annotation, biological process: RNA processing. The transcript has 11 exons. Lineage: Eukaryota; Metazoa; Chordata; Aves; Passeriformes; Pipridae.